Messenger RNA from Eremothecium gossypii ATCC 10895, 1962 nucleotides. RefSeq names its product cohesin-loading factor complex subunit SCC4 (gene SCC4). Gene Ontology annotation, biological process: mitotic sister chromatid cohesion. The transcript has a single exon. The record is from RefSeq and is marked provisional. NCBI's taxonomy places the organism in Eukaryota, Fungi, Ascomycota, Saccharomycetes, Saccharomycetales, Saccharomycetaceae. The coding region runs from base 1 to 1962 and encodes 653 amino acids.
AUGGGCUUGUUCUCUGUGUCGGUUGCGACCCAAAGGUUCCAGCUGUGCGCGCUGAAAAGCAGGCGCGUGUGCGAUAGGCGUGUGCGCCGACAGCGAACCAUGGUGAUGGCGGUGAAUCUUCACAAACACCAGAAGAACCUCGUGUACCGGCUCUCGCAGCAGUACCUGGCGGCCGCGCGGGACCUGGCGGCGGAUGUGAGGAGCGAGAAGCAGCUGCAACAGUAUUACACGCUGGUGCGUCAGUGCGUGCACGGGCUGCGGUACGUGAAAGAUGGAUUCCAGCUGACGGUGGAGGAGGACAUACAGGUGACACUGCAGUUGGCGCGGGUGCUUCUGGAGGAGACGCACGAGGUGGAGCUCGCUGAGCAGUACCUAGGAAGCCUGCGGACGCGGCUUCGAACGACGCCGCUGACGGACGCGCGCCACGCAGUGGAAUUCCAACUACUGUACGAUGUGCCGCUGGCGAAGGAGGAUCGCGCAGAGCUGCGGCAGGUUGUGCGGCAUACGACGGGGCUUCUGGAAGAGCUAGCGGAUAGUGACGCGUGGGCGUGGCUUUUCCGGUACUGCAGGAUCAUUGGGCUGGAGGCAGGCGGGGCACGCAGCAACAGCGCAGUCCUGCAGGAAUACCUGAAGCUGCUGCAGCUGGUUAGCGCGGGGCCUGUGGGGCUGCAUGCGUUUGUACUCUGUUCGUGUGUGGCGUUCAUAUUGGAUCGCGUGGUGGAGCUGGAUCGGUCGCUGUUGACGCAGUUGCGCGCCCUCCGGAAGGCGGGGACUGCGAUACCCUUGCAGCUGCAAAUGUGGAGCUUGCUCCUGGAUUUGCUGGUGGCCAUUCAGCUGGACGAGAACAUCAUGGACCUGCUGACGGAUUUCAAGGACUUCUUCUCGACUCACAAAGACGCGCUGAAGGAUGGCGACGACACGGUCGUGCUCUCGAUAAAGGAGGGGGUCAAUGUGCGACUGUUUGUGCCGUUAUUUAAUUACCAUGACUGCAAGAACAUUCUUCUGCUUUUCCAGAGCGUGAGUUACCUCACCACCUGCUACUCGAAGUCCUCUAACUUUUCUACCAAGUUCCUUCCAAAAGUACUCAAGACCUCGCAAGAGCUGAAAGAAACAUUGCAGAAGAGAACUUCGUUGGUUCAUGUGCAGUCAAUUCGGAAUAUAUACGACAAGGUUGUUGAUCUUUGCCGCUUCUACCAGACAUGGGAGUCAUUAAUAUUAUCAGAACGCGUGGAGGGGGGCAUUCCUAGAUUACAGUACUCGGAGUAUAACAUUCUCCUCGAAGCGAUCAGCUCGCAACAGGCACAGCAGGCUGAUCUAUCACAUGUCGGGAGAUUAUACAGUACCUUGACCAAGUCCAAAGAUCCAGAACUGAGACUCAUUGGAAUUGCGCAUUUGUACACACUAAUCGUUGCAGAGCUCAGUUCAUGUAGCGAGGGCCCGGAGGGCAUCUCAGAACUCACUCAGAAGACGACUGAUGCCUGGGAACAACUGCAGCAUGCUUACCUCAGCUCGUCAUUAGUUCAAAAUAACGUUUGGAAGUGUAGUGUAGCCAUUCUAUGGGCCAUCUCGAGGUUCGAACCGUUCAGCGGCCAUCCAAUCCAUAGCAGCUCCAAUGACCAGCAAACGUUAUACAUGCAACAAUUGAACGAAUUCUUUACAGAUAAUGCCCUUGUGGGAACGCCGGAAGCCGUUCCCGCAAAGGACUUUAAACUCAAGAAGAGCUUAUUGUUGCAUUUCUUGUUAAAUUACCUUGGGGGCACGAUGCUUGUAUCUGAUGUACAGAAACGGUGCGAUAUAUCAUCAUCCUGCUUUCAGAUGGGGAAACAACAGUAUAUGCCUGGAAUGCGCUACGUAGCUGGUAUCUGGCACCUGAUGAACAGCACUGUCGCUAUGAAGACUAAGGAAGUAGCGAUAACCAGGGCUAAGUUGGAAGGGCUAGUGGACAAGAUGCUUAACAGCUAG